AUGGCUCGAAUACAGUCGUCUACCUCUCCUCCCCUACCGUUGCAGUCCUCGUUUCCGCAGGAUCCCGCCGAUUUCGAUGUCGAUUCUCGAAUAUCUUUCGACAAGCUCAACCAAAAGUUCAUCCUAGAAAUUGAAGACGACAAAGGGCAACCCUUAGAGUUCGAAUACGACGACGGCAUCAAGAGAUGGAUUCCUGUGGUGGACGAUAAUCUAUUGGAACAACAAAGAGCGGCCUAUGCCGUACAAGGUGUCGACGAGUCAGAGCCAGUUCAGGCUGGAAGGAAGAGAAAGAAGGCAGAAUAUACGAACGGCGAGGAAGAAGUAGGAGGCCGUCCAAGCAAGAAAGCCGCUCCGACCAAGCCAGCAGCAGAGCGCAAGAAUACGGCAGUCUAUAUCACCAAUCUUCCUGAAGACACUGACGUCGAAGAAAUCCAACGGAUCUUCUCACGGUGUGGCGUUAUUGCUGAAGAGAUUGAUGGACAUAAGCCUCGCAUAAAGCUAUACACAGACGAUCAAGGCAGCUUCAAAGGAGAUGCGCUAGUGCUCUACUUCAGAUCUGAGAGCGUCAGUCUUGCGGUACAGAUGCUUGACGACACGCAACUUCGGUUAGGAGAUGGCCCAAAGAUGAAGGUUGCUGCCGCAGAUUUCUCCUACAAGCAGCAGAAAGAGGCACCAGCGCAGAAUAAUAAGGGGUUCACCAAGGAGAAAAGAAAAAUAAUCAAAAAAACUCAAAAGUUGAACAACAAGCUCGCCGAUUGGGAUGAUGACGACCCUCAGACACUUCAGGAAACCUCAUCGCGAUGGGAUAAGGUCGUAAUUCUGAAGCACAUGUUCACCUUAGCAGAACUUGAGGAAGAUCCAGCGGCGAUCUUAGACAUCAAAGAAGACAUUCGCAGUGAAUGCUCUAAGCUUGGCCCCUUGACCAAUGUAGUAAUUUUUGACCGCGAAGUGGACGGGGUGGCGACCGUACGUUUCUCGAAUGAAGAAUCUGCUGAAGCAUGCGUACGGCAAAUGGAUGGUCGACACUAUUCCGGCAUGGUGAUUGAAGCCCGCAUUGCCGACGGCAGUGAGAAGUUUAAGAAGACGAAGGAAAAGAUGAGUCUAGAUGACGAGGACGGAGAUGACGAGGGAAAGAGAUUAGAUCAAUUCGGGGAAUGGCUAGAAGGCAGCAAAGGUGAAGCUACGGUUGACAAUGGUGGUAGCUCAUAA
This is a messenger RNA of Bacidia gigantensis, 1209 nucleotides long. RefSeq lists its product as uncharacterized. Gene Ontology annotation, cellular component: U2 snRNP; U2-type spliceosomal complex. Lineage: Eukaryota; Fungi; Ascomycota; Lecanoromycetes; Lecanorales; Ramalinaceae. The transcript has 6 exons. The coding region runs from base 1 to 1209 and encodes 402 amino acids. Gene Ontology annotation, biological process: mRNA splicing, via spliceosome. Gene Ontology annotation, molecular function: RNA binding. The record is from RefSeq and is a predicted model, not a curated record.